Anopheles merus is the source of this 2738-nucleotide messenger RNA. It is a transcript of the gene bur, whose product is annotated as GMP synthase [glutamine-hydrolyzing]. Bases 285 to 2441 code for a protein of 718 amino acids. Gene Ontology annotation, molecular function: GMP synthase (glutamine-hydrolyzing) activity; GMP synthase activity; ATP binding. Lineage: Eukaryota; Metazoa; Arthropoda; Insecta; Diptera; Culicidae. Gene Ontology annotation, cellular component: cytosol. Gene Ontology annotation, biological process: GMP biosynthetic process. The record is from RefSeq and is a predicted model, not a curated record. The transcript is spliced from 12 exons.
GUACCGUUCCGCAUGGGAGCUUUGUGUGAGAUAAGAUGUGUCGCCAACAAAAAAAAUGCAUGAAAUCAUAAGCGCGAUAGGAUGAAACGUAAAAAGUGUCCGUUUGCUGAUUAGAUUAUGCCAGAUAAGCAGACCUUUGCAUACAUUCUCGUGGUUGCAGCUUCGUCGAACGCACAUGCUUACGGGCCGGUGAAAGCGGGUGUCGCGAAGGGGAAGCCGGUGUGGAUUUUUUUUUUCGUGGUGUGCAGCGUCUGUCACGUUUUCCGACAAAUGUCAGUUGUCGGAUGGCAAAUGACAGUGCGGAAGCGCCCAUGACAGCUUGGUGUUGGUGUUGGAAAUCAUCGUCCGUGCAAAGUGAAAAAGAAAAGUGCUGUAACGAUAAAGACAUGAGUGCAUUGAACAAAUCCACUGGCCUAACGGAGAAUGGAGGGUUACAUAAUGACCGCGUGGCAAUACUGGACGCCGGAUCACAGUACGGGAAGGUAAUCGACCGAAAGGUGCGCGAACUCAAUGUAAAAUCAGAUAUUUUACCUCUGGAAACAUCUGCCUUAAAACUCAAAGAACUCGGCUACCGAGCAGUUGUUAUAUCCGGUGGACCCAACUCUGUCUACGCCGAGGAUGCGCCAAAGUAUGAUCCCGAUAUUUUUAAGUUAGGCUUACCGAUACUAGGUAUUUGCUAUGGAAUGCAAAUUAUCAACAAAGAGUUUGAUGGAACCGUACAGAAAAAGGACAUCCGUGAAGACGGCGAACAUGCGAUAGAGGUUGAAGAAAGCUGUCCAUUGUUCAAACGCAUGCAGCGUUCACAGAAGGUUUUGCUCACUCACGGCGAUAGUAUCGAUCGAGUAGGAAGCAAGCUGAAGGUGGGAGCUUAUUCCUCAAACCGCAUAGUUGCCGCGGUUUACAACGAACAACUGCGUAUUUACGGUGUGCAGUUUCAUCCGGAGGUUGACCUAACCGUGAACGGCAAACAGAUGCUCUCUAAUUUCCUGAUGGACAUUGCGGGUAUGCAGCCGAAUUUUACGAUGCGUAAUCGCGAAGAAGAAUGCAUUGCGUACAUUAGAGAGCAUGUGGGUAACAGUAAGGUGUUGCUGCUGGUAAGUGGUGGUGUGGAUUCUACUGUUUGUGCAGCAUUGCUAAGACAUGCCUUAAAACCGGAUCAAGUCAUUGCCGUUCACAUCGAUAAUGGUUUUAUGCGUCUGAAUGAGAGUGCGAAUGUGGAAAAAUCGUUGCGUGAGCUGGGGGUCGAUUUGUUCGUAAAGAAUGCGAUCUACAAGUUCAUGAAGGGUACGACCACAAUCAAACUUCCCGGUUCCUUAUAUAAUCAGGACACACAGAUGCUGUGCCAGACGAUCAGUCCGGAGGACAAGCGCAAGAUUAUUGGCGAUGUUUUCGUGAAGGUGUCCAACGACGUGCUGCGCGAAAUGAAUCUGAACGCUGACGAAGUGUACUUGGCCCAGGGUACCCUUCGGCCCGACCUUAUCGAAUCCGCCUCCACGUUGGUUAGCGCGAAAGCCGACACGAUCAAGACGCAUCACAAUGAUACAGAACUGAUACGGAAGCUGCGGGAGGCAGGGCGUGUGAUUGAGCCGUUACGAGACUUUCACAAGGAUGAAGUGCGACAAUUAGGCUAUUCGCUGGGGCUGCCGGCUCAUUUGGUCGAGCGGCAUCCCUUCCCCGGUCCCGGGCUAGCCAUCCGAGUGCUCUGUGCUGAGGAAGCAUUCAUGAAAGACUAUUCAGAGACGCAAGUCAUCGUUAAAGUGAUAGUGGACUAUAAAAAUAAGCUUGAGAAAAAUCACGCCCUGUUGAAUCGUGUUUCCGGAACAACCACCAAGGAAGAUCAACAGCAGCUUUGCCGUAUAUCUAGUAACAUCAAAUUGAAUGCUACUCUACUGCCAAUAAGAAGCGUAGGGGUUCAAGGCGAUAAACGCUCUUACAGCUACGCGGUGGGUCUCUCGAGCAAAGAUGUUCCAAAUUGGCAAGACAUGCUCUUCCUAGCCAAGCUAAUACCGCGUAUUCUGCACAAUGUAAAUAGAGUAUGCUAUAUCUUUGGGGAUGUUGUCCAGUAUCCGGUUCAGGACAUAACCCACACACUCCUUACAGAAAGCGUCGUUUGUCAGCUACGUCAAGCUGAUAGCAUCGUUAAUAAGAUUUUGAUGGAACACGAAUGUAUGCGUAAAAUUUCUCAAAUGCCUGUCAUCCUGAUACCAAUCCACUUUGAUCGAGAUCCGGCGCAAAAAACCCCAUCCUGCAUGCGAUCGGUAGUGUUGCGACCUUUCGUUACAAACGAUUUCAUGACCGGUGUGCCAGCGAUUCCCGGAACCGAUAGGUUACCGACAAAUGUACUACAUAAAAUGGUAGAUGAAUUGUCCAACAUGCCGGGAAUCUCUCGAGUACUACUAGACCUGACGUCGAAACCACCAGGGACAACCGAGUGGGAAUGAUUCCCCUUAUAUCAGACAUCCUUCCCCUGUACGUGCACCAACUUCGCCACCAAUCUGAUAACGGGCGAUUAACAGAUUAAACGAAAAAAUAUCACAAGCAUCAUUGUAGACAGCGCCGUCUGCGCUGUUAUUUGCAUUAUUAGCCGCUGUUAUUGUUGCUUUUCCCGCACGCGCUAAGCGCAUUCCUUUGGAUUAUUUAAGCAAACAUCAAGACAACUACCACACUCACACUCACACUCACACUCACACUCACACUCACACUCACACUCACACUCACACUCACACUCACACUCACAC